AUGGCCGAUCAGAAACAGCAUUCCUCGUCAGCCAUGACACAUAACUCUGGCGAAACAUCGCCCAAGCCUAUCCCUGAACUGUCUACCUACGUGACCACCGACCCGCAAGAAGUCACCGAUGCGCAUCGACUGGUCGCAGACUCGGUGGCGCAACAGCGGCAACUCGCUGCCCGCGCGAUCAUCUUCCAUCCUGUUUGGCUGGGCGCCAUGCUGGCGGUGAUUGCCGUGAUCUAUAAGAUCAUGUAUCAUGAGCGGUCGGAUUUGGCCCUGGUCGGAACCACGGGCGCAGGCUGUGUCAUGGCAGGGUUGAUGGUCGUGCGUGUGUGCACGGGCGGCUACAUCGAUCAUGCCGAGCGGGUGGGCACGAGAGCAUGGCUGGAGGGUACUGACGAGCAUCAAGACGCGAAAGCACAGCAAAGUGAGCAGAAGAUCAUUGUGACCAAGUUUGGCGAGACGAUCAUUGGAGCCUUGAUUGUCAAGAAAGUCCGUGAUGGUCGCAAUGUUCGCGGCGUCAUCCGUGGAUGGACCGUCUUGCAGAGGUAUCGGGGCAAGGGAGUUGGAAAGGGCUUGUUGGAGGAAGCCGUCCAACUUUGUCAGAGGAAUGGGUGGAAAAACCUCGAAUUCGAUGCUGAACACGCCAAUGCGAAGAGAAUCCUACCAGCGAUUUUCGACGGCCCUUUUGAGAAGCGCGAAAUGCGAGCACGCCGAGCCUUGGAGAAGUCUCAGCGAAGGAAGUGA
Molecule: messenger RNA, 738 nt
Organism: Penicillium diatomitis
Lineage: Eukaryota; Fungi; Ascomycota; Eurotiomycetes; Eurotiales; Aspergillaceae
Product: GNAT family N-acetyltransferase
Exons: 1
Coding region: 1-738 (245 amino acids)
Molecular function (GO): acyltransferase activity, transferring groups other than amino-acyl groups
Source: RefSeq, a predicted model, not a curated record